AUGGCCCAAGACAAACGGCUCAUUCCUGCCCACAUAACUUGGUCAUCCUGGAGGCAGCUUGUGCGCGAGAUGCUGGAAUAUCCAAACAUAUACAGGCACAUGGACUAUCGCUUCUGGCACGGCGAGAUGCGUCUGAGCAGGCUCAACAAGAUAUUCUAUCUAUGGCAGACGCCGGGGAGAUACUAUUCGACGCGCUGGCAGCAGUACAGUACAUUCUUUGGCGAGACAUUUGCGUACCUGGCGGCCAUGACGGUGUACAUUUUGUUGGUCCUGACUGCCCUGCAGCUUGGAAUCUCGACCAAGCUGCUUGAGAACAGCGCGUCGUUUGACAGGGUCUCUGCGGGCUUUGCCGUCUUCUCCAUCGUUGGACCGUUUGGCGUCGCUUUUGGGUUGUUUCUGGUGUUCCUGUACUUUUUUGUUGACAACUACCGCGCAACUCUGCGCUUUCGCGAUAUGAGAUUGGGCAUCAUCAAGGACGGUUGA
This is a messenger RNA of Emericellopsis cladophorae, 483 nucleotides long. RefSeq lists its product as uncharacterized. Lineage: Eukaryota; Fungi; Ascomycota; Sordariomycetes; Hypocreales; Bionectriaceae. The transcript has a single exon. The record is from RefSeq and is a predicted model, not a curated record. Bases 1 to 483 code for a protein of 160 amino acids.